ACGCUCGAGUCCAUGGGCUUCGCGCUCGAGGUCCACCCGACGGCCGUCGGGGACUUCCGCGACGACGGCGAGGUCGUGGCCGCGUACUACGAUGAGAUGCGCGACCUCGUGAAGCGCGCGUCGGGCGCGUCGCGCGUCUUCGUCUUCGACCACACGAUCCGCGAGUCCGGCAACACGAAUCUGAACGCGGCCGCGGGCGGCGCCGCGGCGCCCGUGCCGCGCGUGCACUGCGACUACACGCACGACGGCGCGCCGCGGCGCCUGCUCCAGCUCGGCGACGCGGGCAUCUUCAGCCACCUCAAGGGCCGCGACCUCAGUGCCGACGAGGUCGCGGCGCUCGCGGCCGGCCGCUUCGCGUUCAUCAACGUCUGGCGGUCCAUCGACGCCGACCGCCCCGUGGCCCGGAACCCGCUCGCGGUCUGCGACGAGAACUCCAUCGACGACGACGACAAGUUCCUCUACGAGCUGCGCUUCCCGGACCGCACGGGCGAGAACUACAGCCUGAAGCACAGCGACGCGCACGCCUGGUACUACUACCCCGACAUGACCGCGGACGAGUGCCUCGUCUUCAAGGUCUUCGACAAGAAGCCCGACGGCCCGCGCUUCGUCUUCCACACGGCCUUCGACGACCCCCGGACGACGGAUGCGAGCCCGCCGCGGAAGUCCAUCGAGAUCCGGACCAUCGCGUUCUACGACGACAAGCCC
Molecule: messenger RNA, 705 nt
Organism: Aureococcus anophagefferens
Lineage: Eukaryota; Pelagophyceae; Pelagomonadales; Pelagomonadaceae
Exons: 1
Molecular function (GO): oxidoreductase activity
Source: RefSeq, a predicted model, not a curated record